Messenger RNA from Plasmodium inui San Antonio 1, 945 nucleotides. RefSeq lists its product as hypothetical. NCBI's taxonomy places the organism in Eukaryota, Apicomplexa, Aconoidasida, Haemosporida, Plasmodiidae. The transcript is spliced from 9 exons. The coding region runs from base 1 to 945 and encodes 314 amino acids. The record is from RefSeq and is a predicted model, not a curated record.
AUGAUUGAGUCGUUCCCAAGUAGCGCUUUAAACGAGUUCCGCUUAAGUGAAGAACAGAUCAUCGAAGAUUUCACGCGCAACCGAAAUGGUUCGAAGCAGGAUGCGCCACAGUUGGUGUGUGCCACCAAAAGGGACGAUGACCCCUUGAAUGAAUACCCUCACCGGCGCUCACCUGACGAGGUGGAAAAACGCAGAAUACCAGUCCUUGCACCUGGCAGAGGUCUUUCCUCUGCGGAUCGCCUCACACUUAAAGGCAACAAUUUCGAUGACCCCCGCAGGACCGACUACCCCGUUGAAAGCCUUCUACGCAAAAUCAGGAACUUAGAAAAUGAAAAAAAAUACCUACUGAAGUCUUUAGAGAAUAAAAAAAACGUGGAAUUGGAGUAUAGGAAGGCACUGGAGACACAGGCCGCAUUCGUCAGCGCAGAGAAUAGAAAGUCCCAGUUCUACGAAAACGAAUGGCUGCACAUGAAGUCGCAAGAGCACUCCUUCAUGACCUCCGGGAAAGCCCCCCUGAGGCAGACGCUGGAGUUGUUUUACGAAGAUGAUGACUUGUACAAGAAAUUGGGAAGCCUCACCAGAACACAGGAAAUCUUCAUCGCUACUUUGAUCGAGGACCAUCAGAACUUGGCGCGGGAAAGGAACUCCAUUUCGAAGAAGUACCAGGAGGCAGUGGACGCCAACUUCCAACUGUAUCAACAGAACGAAAUGCUCAAAGCGCAAAAUAUAAACCUCGUCGAAAGGAACAAAGACGCGAUAAGUGACCAAAUGGAAAAAAAUUUAGUCGCACUGAAUGCCUCGCUCAUUCAUGUCCAGAAGGAGAAUACCCAACUCAGGGAAACGGUAGAGCAGUACACACAGCUCAUCGAGAAGAUAGAGAAAUGCCCCGAAGUAAAUUCCAUCAAGGAGGAGUUAAACAAAUUUAAGAAGUAUUUGCUAAUAUGA